Messenger RNA from Zygotorulaspora mrakii, 2448 nucleotides. RefSeq names its product AP-1 complex subunit gamma (gene APL4). Gene Ontology annotation, biological process: Golgi to vacuole transport; receptor-mediated endocytosis; intracellular protein transport. Gene Ontology annotation, molecular function: clathrin-cargo adaptor activity. The record is from RefSeq and is a predicted model, not a curated record. Lineage: Eukaryota; Fungi; Ascomycota; Saccharomycetes; Saccharomycetales; Saccharomycetaceae. Bases 1 to 2448 code for a protein of 815 amino acids. Gene Ontology annotation, cellular component: Golgi apparatus; AP-1 adaptor complex; membrane coat. The transcript has a single exon.
AUGGCAGGCUCUUCAUUGAAUAAUUUCAUCAAAGAUGUUCGUGGGGCCAAGACGCUGGCGGAGGAGCGGUCCAUAAUCACCAAAGCAAGUGCAAAAAUUAGAACCAAAUUGAGGGAUGACCACUUGCCGCUUGAAAAACGGAGAAAAAAUAUUCAAAAACUGCUGUAUCUGUAUAUCCUCGGAGAAAAGACACAUUUUGGGCAGGUUGAAUGCAUUAAUCUAAUCGCAUCGGAGGAGUUCGCCGACAAGAGACUGGGUUAUUUGGCUGCAACACUGCUUCUAGACGAGUCAGAGGACUUACUGACCCUUUUAACCAAUCUUUUGAACAACGAUCUCAAUCAUCCCAAUAAAUACGUCGUAUCUUUGGCGCUUACAACUUUGGGAUCACUAGGAUCUUCAGAGCUGGCACGUGAUCUCUACAUGGAUGUUGAGAACAUACUGAAGGGAUCCAGAGAUCCCUUUAUCAUCAAAAAAGCUCUACAAUGUAUCGGUAAACUAAUCACUAAAGAUUUCACGCUGCUAGAUAUCUUUGAUACCAAAUUGAUUACCAGCAUAUUGGAAAAUCACUCUUUAUGCACUCAUGGAGUCUUGCUAGGUAUCAAUAAAGUCUUACAAUCAAUUCUGCUGAAUCAUGAGACCUUUCAACUUUCUCUGAGUAACGAUGGCUAUGCUGAUGAUUCGAAACCAUUAUUAAAUGAGCUUGUUAAAAUUAUACCAGAGUUAUUGUCUUUGUUGCAAAGCUUAAGCAUCAAAAAUUUUGAGCCAGAAUAUGAUAUUCAGGGCACCUGUGAUCCGUUCCUACAGUGUGAGUCGAUCUAUACUUUGAGACUUUUUUUCGAACAGACUUUGGAUCUAAGCCAAUACCAAAAUAAGUUUUGUGAUUUAUUGACCCAAAUUGCAACUAAUACCGAUGGUGCAAAAAAUUGCGGGCAAGCUAUACUGUAUGAAACGGCAAGAACAAUUUUCUCUUUAAACUUAGAACAACCUCUACGGGUCCUUGGUGUUAACAUCUUGGCCAAGUUUCUAUCUCAAAAAGAUAACAAUACCAAGUAUGUCGCACUAAACACACUAUUGAAAGUCGUGGAUCAAGAACCUGAAACAGUACAAAGGCAUAGAAAAUUUAUAUCAAAAUGUUUACGUGACCCCGAUAUAUCAAUUAGAAAAAGGGCACUAGAAUUGAGCUUUGCCAUUUUAAAUGAUGUAAACCUCGUUGAAAUUGUAGACCAGUUAAUUGGAUUUUUGGCUGGAGCAAUUGAUGACGAUAAAACUUUAAUAGUUUAUACUGUUGAGAAUUUGGUAAAAAUUUUGGAAAGUCAUAACAUCUCAGAUGAAAAAUGGAAGUUGAGCAUCUUAUUUGAGUCUUUGAAAUUAGCAGGAACCUACGUCACAUCAGAUAUCACUGGCGAUAUCCUAAUUUCAAUAAAUAACUCGAAAGAUACUAUUCAAAGGCGUAAUUUAGUUGUUGAUAUGCUGAUGAUUUCGCUCGAUGAAACGAAGAACUGUGAAAUAUCGGAAGACAAUAUAGCCUGGUUAAUUGUUACAAUCUGGUGUAUUGGAGAAUAUGCAGAUGAAAUCUUGGAGGAUCCCAGCUGUCGUCAAGCACUCAGUGAAACUAAAAUGACAAAUUUUCUGGUUUUGCAAGAUAAGACAUUCAACAUAAGCAAUAAAAAGUUGAUAAAUUACCUUUUAACUGCAGCACUCAAGUUGUCUUCAAAAUUUAAGGAUAGUGGAUGCAUUGAAGCUUUGAGGCAAAUUAUUUUGGGUCACACAAAGGAUUCUGAUCUUUUGAUUCAAAGUAAGAGUGUACAAUAUGAAAUUAUUUUUGCUCAACCGCAAUCAGUGAAAAAAGUUCUACUUGAGACAAUGCCGGUAUUUGAAAGAAGAAAGUGUAUGAAAGUCGGAAACACUUCUCCAGAGCUCAAAAAAAUUCACAAAAGUACCGAUAAGUCUUCUAAUGUUGCAUUGCUCGAUUUGGGAUCAGAAAAUGAUAAAAAAAAGGACACUGAGGUAGCGAACUCGUCUACGCCUGCUGAUCUCUUGGCUGAUUUGUUUUCUUCCACCAGUAUCGAUGAAAACACCAAAAACACUUCAAGAAAUGGAAAAACUGUACAGAUAUCAGUGUCCGCCACCAAAAUAUAUGAUAGUGAUACAAUACAGGCAUAUGUUCAAUUGAUAUCAUGUGACGCAGGCUCUGCCCAAAUUGAACUAUACUUGAAAUCAAGUAAGGCUAUUUCUGAUAUAAAACCUUUUUCGGCUGUACCAAGGACUCAAAAACUGACAUUGGGACAAUUAUACCCAGGCAAUUCUCUUCAAAAGGAUGAGGUCUGUUCUCAAGUUUUAAAAAUAACAGGAACAGGUAAAUUAAAAUUGAGGAUAAAACUGGAUUUCAAACUUAAUGGAGUACCCGUUGAACAGCAAUUCGAUUAUAAAUUUGAACAGACAUUAUAA